AUGAGAACUGCAGGCUGCGUUAUUCUUUUCUUCUUCAUGUUUCUUUCUGUAUCUUCAGCCUAUCCAGGCUGGAUGAGGCAGUACAAACCAUGCAAGCAGUUAGUCCUCUAUUUUCAUGACAUAAUUUAUAAUGGCCAGAAUGCUGCUAAUGCUACAGCAGCAAUUGUGGCAGCCCCAGAAGGUGCUAACUUAACCAUAUUAGCAGGCCAGUUUCAUUUUGGCAACAUUGCAGUUUUUGAUGAUCCCAUUACCCUUGACAACAAUCUUCAUUCUCCACCGGUUGGCAGGGCCCAAGGCAUGUAUAUCUAUGAUACCAAAGACACAUUCACUUCUUGGUUAGGCUUUACUUUUGUUCUUAAUAGCACAAAACACCAAGGAACCAUAAAUUUCAUCGGAGCCGACCCAAUUAUGGUGAAGAGUAGAGAUAUAUCUGUAGUUGGAGGUACUGGAGAUUUUUUCAUGCACAGAGGAAUUGCAACCAUCAUGACUGAUGCAUUUGAAGGUGAUGUCUACUUCAGGCUCCGCGUCGAUGUCAAAUUCUAUGAAUGCUGGUAA
Molecule: messenger RNA, 555 nt
Organism: Dovyalis caffra
Lineage: Eukaryota; Viridiplantae; Streptophyta; Magnoliopsida; Malpighiales; Salicaceae
Source: the annotation of a GenBank genome assembly